AUGAAUAAUCCUCAACGUGGUACCCUCUACGAGUGUGGGCACUCUCUUCGGCCAGGUUCUGCUGAUAACGCGGCGGGCCCUGGUGGCGGGCUUACAUUUGUGACCACGCGUUUGCGCCAGUGUGCGUCGUCUUUCUGGGAUGCGAUGCAGGCGCGCCUGGUUGCCGACGGCCUCCCCACGACUUUGCCUGGCAUGCUCCGCGCCAACCAUUUCAGCGUCGAACGGUACCAAGGCCUCGGCUAUCGCACCAUUGGCGAUACCGACGAUGACGGCGGCCCGGCGGCCGCUGAUGGCAGUCCUGUUGGCAGUCCUGUUGGCAGCGACAAUCUCUCACCGCAACCCUCCUCUGUACACUCAAAAGGCUUUUCUGUGCGAUAUCUCCGUCCCGAGAAUCUCACAUUUCAUCUCAAGUGUGCGGAUAUGUUUGCCAACCCUUCACCCAGACUCUCAGCUGGCAACGAUGGUCUCUCUGAAGGUAACCCCAUCGCCCAGCCCACUGCGAACCCACCCGACGUCCGCGACCCGCCUACCGAAGAGAAGCGUCCCGAUGCCGGACUCCACAUCAGCACUUAG
This is a messenger RNA of Neurospora crassa OR74A, 573 nucleotides long. RefSeq lists its product as hypothetical. The record is from RefSeq and is a predicted model, not a curated record. Lineage: Eukaryota; Fungi; Ascomycota; Sordariomycetes; Sordariales; Sordariaceae. Bases 1 to 573 code for a protein of 190 amino acids. The transcript is spliced from 3 exons.